AUGCAAUGCGAUGUACGAGACAAUCGUGAACGAGAUCUGCAGGAGAGUAAGCUACUCGCAGCUUCGAAGCUGUCAGCGAAAAACCUAUCGCUGGCCAUAAACGAGUACGCCCUGAGUGUAAUCAACUACUACGUGGGAGUUAUCCCCAUGGACAUCACGUACUUUAACAGGAUAGACCUGGAAGUGCGCACAAGAAUAGCCGAUACGAAAGCACACGCGAAGUGGGCGAACACGCAACGGCUCUACCUCCCCCGAAAGGAAAUGGGGAGGGGGCUUCACAGCAUGGUAUUUAGAGAAGAGGCCAUGUUGUUACGACUGUGGAUGACGUUUGCAGCAGACGAGGCAACGUCAGAAAGAAGAGCUGCCAUAAUGCAGCAUUACCGCGAGACUUAUGCGCACAUAUCACUCAUACUACUACACCUGGAAGGAAGAUAUGGACUGAAGUUUGAGCAAGAGGACACAAUAGAGAAGUGUCUCAGGGACCUCAGGAGGGCUCAGAACAAAUGGCUAUACGACAGAAUGGAGGUAAAAUCAACACAUAAGGUUCUGUUUGCCAAGCGUGACGACCCCAACUUGGACAUUGAGGGAUCUUCUCUAGUUUUCACAAGUGGAAUCCUCAGUCCCUCAGAAGAAGCGCAAGCCGCGGCAGUUCAGGACAGGAACCUGACAUGGAUGUCACCGACGAAGAAGUGUCCGAGGUGCAAGAACGGCAAGAAUGUGGAUCAUCUCGCAACAAAAUGCCCGAAAAUGCUGCGUAUAGAGUAUACGAGGAGGCACGAGGCAGUUGCGAGGAUAAUCCACUCGGAACUCGGGAGGCAAAUAGGACUACCCAAGGAGAAAAUGGACGCCCACAAGAUCGAGAGCGAAGUGCACGGGAAACACGGAUGGAUCGCGUACGACAAAACGGUCAAGACUCAGAAGAUCAAGGAGUACAACCGCCCAGACAUAAUAGUGGCGGAUCGACGGAGGAACAUGAUCACCAUCGUGGAAAUAGGAAUCACCAAUCAGGACAACCUAGUGGAGACGGAGACAAUCACGACUCUGCGAAUGACCCUCUCGCUAAAACAGGAUGGGUGCCACAAUGGAUGGUACCUGUAG
This is a messenger RNA of Babesia ovata, 1098 nucleotides long. RefSeq names its product reverse transcriptase domain containing protein. Bases 1 to 1098 code for a protein of 365 amino acids. NCBI's taxonomy places the organism in Eukaryota, Apicomplexa, Aconoidasida, Piroplasmida, Babesiidae. The record is from RefSeq and is a predicted model, not a curated record. The transcript has a single exon.